AAGAGAUAUAAGAUACUCCGGUUCACAGGUUCAAACCGGGCACUCCGCUUGGCAUUUCUCUUGCUUGAUGACCACACCACCCUUGCUCAUCUUCCGCUAAUAGUCGAUCAUGUUGACACUCGCCUUUGUUACUUUGCUGUACCUUUGUCUUGCUGGCGUCGGAGUGUAUCUGAUGAAACAUGUAUUCGCCAAGAUGAAUCAUGCACCAUAUCCCCCUGGUCCUCGGGGCCUGCCUCUCGUUGGGAACAUUCAAGACAUACCUCAUGUCAAGCCCUGGCUCACCUUCGCUGAAUGGGGCAAGAAGUAUGGUGAUAUUUCGCAUAUCAAUGUUCUGGGUCUACACAUUUUCGUGUUGAACUCCGUCAAAACUGCGGUGGCAAUGCUAGACAAGAAGAGCUCUAUAUACUCUGACCGUCCGGUUGUUCCUAUGAGUGGCGAACUUAUGGGCUACGCACAAACUCUGGCUUAUCUCCGUUACGGUGAACGCUUUCGCUUGUUUCGCAAGAAUUGCCACCGCAUCUUUGGCAGUCGCUCUGCUUUGGUUGUCUACCACCCCAUCGAGGAGAUGGAGACCCGCCGAUUCCUGAAGUGUGUGCUCGCGAAACCGGACCGACUGCAAGCACACAUUCGACACACCGCUGGCGCUAUCAUUCUGCGCAUCUGUUAUGGUUAUGAAGUUAAGGAGGAUAAUGAUCCUCUUGUUGACGUUGCAGAACGCGCUUUAGAUCAAUUCUCGCGGUACGGCAUCACUGGUGAUUUUAUGGUUGACUUCCUGCCGUCCUUGGCCAUGCUCCCGGAGUGGUUCCCUGGUGCUGGCUUCAAACGCCUAGCCCGUGAGUGCCGUGAGACCGUCGAAGAGAUGGCCGCUGCACCCUACAAGUUUGUCAAAGAUCAGAUGGCUGCUGGCACUGCCCUCAAGUCUUUUUCCUCAGAUCUGUUAAAGGGCCGUACUGUGACUGCGGAAGAGGAUCAUGUUGUGAAGUGGUCUGCUGCAUCCCUAUUCAGCGGUGGUGCCGACACGACUGUUUCUGCGAUCUACUCAUUUUUCCUAGCUAUGACACUUUUCCCUGAUGUACAGAAGAAGGCUCAAGCUGAAAUUGAUGCUGUUGUUGGCCCUGAUCGUCUUCCCUCCUUCACUGAUCGCCCCUCCCUUCCUUACAUCGAGGCGCUUGCCAAGGAGGUCCUCCGCUGGAAUGUUGUCAUACCUAGUAUCGAUCACUGCACCACUGAGGACGACAUCCACGAUGGGUAUUACAUUCCAAAAGGCUCAUUGAUAAUCCCUAACAUAUGGUUCAUGCUCAAUGAUCCAGAGACAUAUGCCAACCCCUCAGAAUUCAAUCCUGAGCGCUUUUUAGCCAAGGAUGGAAAAGAGCCUGAGACCGAUCCUCGCACGGUGUGCUUUGGUUUUGGUAGACGUCUUUGUACAGGUCUGCAUCUCGCUGAUGCAUCCAUCUGGAUAUCCACCGUGAUGUCACUUGCGGUGUUUGAUGUUUCCAAGGUUGUCGAGAAUGGUGUUGAAAUAACCCCUGAAAUUGACCCCUCAUCUGGGUUGAUCAGUCACCCCAAGCCCUUUAAAUGCUCGAUCGAAGCCCGCUCUGACAAAGCCCUGGCGCUCAUUCAACAAGACACUUCCUAAGUAUUGCUAACUAGCAGUCAUCUCACCCUGUUAAAGAUAAUGUGAGGUCACAUUGAAUAUACCAGGAGACAAAAAGGUUUAUGCAGUUGUGCAAUCUCGCAGUCAAUAUUUAGGUACUUGUGUGCAGGAUACUUGAUAUUAAGAUCGAGUAGUAGAUGUACUACACGUGGAGCAACAAUGUGAAUUG
Molecule: messenger RNA, 1823 nt
Organism: Suillus subalutaceus
Lineage: Eukaryota; Fungi; Basidiomycota; Agaricomycetes; Boletales; Suillaceae
Product: cytochrome P450
Exons: 11
Coding region: 110-1636 (508 amino acids)
Molecular function (GO): oxidoreductase activity, acting on paired donors, with incorporation or reduction of molecular oxygen; iron ion binding; monooxygenase activity
Source: RefSeq, a predicted model, not a curated record